Molecule: messenger RNA, 892 nt
Organism: Xenopus tropicalis (tropical clawed frog)
Lineage: Eukaryota; Metazoa; Chordata; Amphibia; Anura; Pipidae
Gene: gsta4
Product: glutathione S-transferase alpha 4
Molecular function (GO): glutathione transferase activity
Source: RefSeq, marked provisional
CUGACAUUGCUGGAAUCCCAAGGUUAUGAAAUCUAGGAAGUACACAAUAUGUCUGAAAAACCCAAACUCCAUUACUUUAAUGGAAGAGGCAAAAUGGAAUCCAUACGCUGGCUUCUAGCAGCAGCUGGAGUUGAGUUCGAGGAAGAGAUGAUAGAAACCAGAGAACAAUUUGAAGCAUUAUUUCAAGAUGGAAAUUUACCUUUCAAGCAAGUACCGGUGGUUGAAAUGGAUGGGAUGAAGUUAGUACAAACAAAAGCAAUCCUACAGUACAUUGCUGCAAAGUAUAACCUUUAUGGAAAGGACAUAGUAGAGAGAGUAUUGAUUGAUAUGUAUGUGGAAGGUACCACUGAAUUUAUGGAGGUUAUAAUGUCACAACCCUUCCUACAGAAUGUAGAACCAGGAAUGCAAAUUGAUGUCUUGGUACAGAAGGCCAAAAUGUGCUACCUCCCAGUUUAUGAAAAGGUAUUGAGGGAUCAUGGCCAGGACUUUCUAGUUGGAAAUCAAUUCAGCUGGGCGGAUAUACAGCUGCUAGAAGCUAUCCUAAUGAUAGAAGAAAAAAGUGCCAAUGUGCUCUCUAAUUUCCCUCUGUUGCAGGACUUUAAGGAAAGAAUAAGUGAAAUUCCUACAAUCAAGGCUUUCCUUUUGCCUGGGAGCAAGAGGAAACCUCAGCCAGAUGAGAAAUAUGUGCAGACAGUGAAUGCAGUACUCCAAAUGUACUACAAAGUGGCUUUUAAUUUUCGUAUAAAUUGAAUCACUUAGCCAAAUUCACCAUUGUGUUUUCACCUAUCAGAAAAAUUGCUUGUAUUAUAUUUCAUGUUUACAGUCAUUUAAUUGUGGUAUUCUCUCAGUAGGCUGGAAAAUCAACGUUGCUAGUAAAUGACAAUUAAAGUUU